This is a messenger RNA of Sycon ciliatum, 3287 nucleotides long. Its product is annotated as F-box/WD repeat-containing protein 1A-like. Lineage: Eukaryota; Metazoa; Porifera; Calcarea; Leucosolenida; Sycettidae. The record is from RefSeq and is a predicted model, not a curated record. The coding region runs from base 244 to 2952 and encodes 902 amino acids. Gene Ontology annotation, molecular function: protein binding. The transcript has 12 exons.
UGCAAUGAAUGCAUUUUUCGUGUUGUUGGCGUUUUCCUCUUUUUUUCUAGUGGUUCAUGAAGCAGUGGCGUGGUGAUUUUGGUGUAUCUUCAGGCCUUCUAUGCUAUGUGAGUGUGCUAAAGUGUGCCAUCGUAGGACGAGACAGUUUUUAGUGGUUGCUGGCGAUGAACUGCUGGUCUGGGAGAACUGAGACCUGGUGACUGUCCCGAUUUCUGACCACUUUAUUUUCUCCUCAUUGAGAAAAUGGCAAGCGCAACCAUAGAUCACAGUCUGGACGAGGAGGUGGGCUCCUACUGGAAGAAAGACCUUGACCUGGACGAGUCGAAGCCUCAGAAAAAAGCUAAAAUGCUUGAGCGUAUGUCUAGCACGCGUCCUUGGCUGCGUCGACGAAUAUCGCGCAAAGCAAGCCAGUCAUCCAUGCAUUCACCUGACGCUGAUGCCAUUUCUCAAACUGGCAGUACGCACUCACAUUGGCCUGAAGACAUGGAUCAAGCUUAUUGUGAGUCUGAGGAAGCGGAGGAGGGUGAUGAGGGUGCAGCUCGCCCAUGGAUCUACGGUGAAAAAGAAUACUCUGUGCACUCACUGAGCUGCUCAACGAGGACAUUCGGCGACUCCAGUGAGAUGGCUGAGAUAGAGGGAUUUUUUGAUCGCUCAGAACAGUGCGUAAAAGCUGAUGCGGCUGACGGAGACGUGCCGAGUGUGCAUACGGAAACAUCGAGUGCAGACUUUCUGGAGCAACGCCAGGGUCAGCUACCACAGAAGCAGCAGCAGCAACAACCGCUGCAGCAGCAGCAACAACAGAAGCAGCAGCUACAGUCACAGGAGUCUCUGCUGCAGCACCAGCCGCAUGCACCGUUAGCUCACUCUCCGUCGGCCAUUUCCCGGUCCAGUGCCGGCAGCGGCAAAUCGCAGUGCUCCAGAGACAGCUGGUAUCACGCACAGGGAAGCACCGGAUCGCUACCGCUGGCCUUGGCAUCUGACGGCAGGAAGUUUGCACAUGUGCCGAAGGCCGGACCGCUGCCAUGCCGCUGCCCGUCGUGCUGCACUUGCUGCAGCAGCAGUAGUAGCGGCGGCAGUCUUCAGACACUGUCCAGCGGCAACAGUUGCACUGCGGACAGAGCGAUGGUGCACACGUUCCCGCGCCUGCGAAGCCGCAAGACGUGCCCGCUGCGCUCCUCACUGGAGUUCACGGCGAAACGCUCGCAUCCCGGAUCGCUCACGUGCAUUGUGGCGGAGAAGGACGCGAGCGGCGACCAGCAGAAAGUGGGCCAUCGCGAGGCCGUGCGCCUGCACAGCGCGCCCGGCAGCAUAUUUGCCGUCACCAAGUCGCGCAGCCCGAGCAUGCACAGCGCGACGGGCAGUCUCGGCUACUGCGCCAGCGCCAAGCAGCAGCAGCAGUCGGCGCUCGUCGCCGCCGUGCACCAUCCCAGCCUGGGCAGCCAGAUGCAGAUGCUGGGGGGCCGGAAUGCCGACGACUUUGGCUCCGUGCAGACGCUCUGCCAGGAGAAGGCGCUCGUCGAGGAGGAGGAGUGCGGCGAUCAAACGUGCGCUACGGCUACGCCAGCCGCGUCGGCGGGGGCAGCGUCGGCCUUCUGGACAGACGGCCGCAUCUACAAGGCACGCGUGCAGACGAUGCUGGACUGGUUCGACGAGUUCAGUGACCAGCAGCGCAAUCUCUUCCUGGAACGCCUGCUCGGCUCAGCGUGCGGCGUGUCUCAGAUGCAUUAUUUGUCCACGGCGCUGGAGCCGGUGCUGCACGAAUCCUGUCCGCACAACUGCCAGGACUUGCUGUCUUGGCUGCCGAUGACCAUCUCGUGGCACAUCCUCUCGUUUCUAGAUCCAGUGAGUCUGUGUCGAGCAUCACAAGUCUCUACUGCCUGGUAUGAGUUGGCAUCAGAACCUGUCUUAUGGAGACGGCUGAGCAAAGUGUCACAGUGGAGGCCAUCAGAGCUGGAAAGCCAGCGACUUGUCAACAUGUACACGUGUCCAGAUUCCGGCUUUAUAGAUUGGAAGCAUGUCUUCAGCGAGAUGUAUCGCCUGAGGCGCAACUGGCUGCAGGGACGAUUCACCGUCCGGACGUUUGCCGGCCAUACAUCCGGCAUCUCUUGCGUACAGUUUGACGACACGAGGAUUGUCAGCGGCUCUUCGGAUAGAACCAUCAAGGUGUGGGACAUCCGCACCAACACACCAUGGUGUGCACUGACGCUGGUCGGCCACUCCGCCACUGUUCGCUGCUUGCAUCUGAGAGGCAAUCAGCUUGUCAGUGGAUCCGCGGACUGCACUAUCAAGGUGUGGGAUCUGUCCAUGGAUGCCAGCGGCUGCUGGAGCAGCGCUGCUUGCCGCGUCACGAUGAUCGGUCACCUGCACACCGUGCGCUGCCUCAAGGUGGAUGACACCAAGGUGGUGAGUGGGUCGUACGACAUGUCACUGAAGGUCUGGGACUUGAAGAGCGGUCAGUGCUUGAACACGUUGCACGGCCACGCUGGCGCGGUUAUCUGCCUGCAGUACGACGAGGAGCGCAUCGUGUCCGGAGCAGCUGAUAACACCAUCAAGGUGUGGCGGCUGCAUGACGGUGAGUGUCUGAUGACGCUAGUGGGCCACCAAGAUGCCGUCACUUGCCUGCAGUUUGACAGCGAGAAGAUCAUCAGUGGCUCGGUGGACUGCGCCAUCAAGUUCUGGAGCAUCGAAACCGGACAGUGUAUACAAACCCUGGACUGGAUUCGCUCGGAAGGUCAUCGUGGUGUUGUUCGUGACUUGCAGGCAGAUAGUUGGAAGAUUGUCAGCGCAGCCGAUGACAAAACAUUGAAGGUUUGGUCCAUCGGCAAAGGGCAGCGCUUACUGACGCUGCACUGCCACACGGACGGCGUGACGUGCCUGCAGUUCAACGACCGGCGCAUCGUCUCCGGCUCCUACGACAAGACGGUGAAGCUGUACGAUUUCUCCGCUUGCUAAAUUCAAUGCGCGCCUCUUAUGGCAAGUGCCAGAUCUAACCCCCAUGUACUGACUAGACGACUAACAAUGUUGCAUCAGUUGGAUUUCAAGAUUUAUCCCCGGUACUAUGUUCUCCUAGUGCAGUUAAAGAAUUAAAAUUUGAUGUUAGUUAUCGCAAAGAAUUCCAGGAUCUUAUUUUUUACUCGUUUUAUAAUAAUAGCUGCUGCUGUGAAUCCCGUGCUAUAUGGCUUUUAUUUUUUAUUCUGCCUAUAUUUAUAGAACUCAAGCAUAUCCAGUGCUGUUAUGCCAGCACUUUUACCCGACUGCCAUUCGCAGUUAUCAAGGAACUCAACUCA